Messenger RNA from Cuscuta campestris, 2927 nucleotides. NCBI's taxonomy places the organism in Eukaryota, Viridiplantae, Streptophyta, Magnoliopsida, Solanales, Convolvulaceae. The record is from the annotation of a GenBank genome assembly.
CGCAGGAAGAAGGCUGUUCAAGAUUGUUUUUGCUGUCGCGGUUAAGGGGCUGGUUCGGAUCUGAUCAGAGGCUGGUUUGGAUCUGGUCAGGGGCUGUUCGGUCGGUUUUGGGUGAACUUGGCGAUUAGGGUUUCUGGUUUUGGACCUGGUACUCGUUGGUUCGGGUUCUUUGAUUUAGGGUUUGUUUUCUAUUGGAGGUUGCUUGGUUUCGGGCCGUUAUUCCUUGGUUUUUUCUCUGGUUUUUUUUUCUCUCGUUUUGCAAUGGCCGAGGACGGGAGGGUUCGAAUCGAGAAGUUCAACGGUACUGAUUUUGCAUGGUGGAAAAUGCAAAUAGAGGCGUUGCUUGGUGAGUGCGAUUUGGACAUGGUACUGGAAGAGAAACCGGAUGGAAUGGAUAAGGUUGCUGAAGCAAUUUGGGACUCAAAGGACAAAAAGGCAAGAGGUAAAAUUACACUAGCUUUGAUGAGGAGUGUGGCGUUUAAUAUCAUGAAGGAAACAACUGCUCGUGGUAUGUUAACAGCUCUGUCAAAUAUGUAUGAGAAACCGUCGGCCGGUAAUAGAGUGUUCUUGAUGAGGGAAUUGUUCAUGAUGAGAAUGAACGAGGGCAGCCCAGUUGCUGAUCACAUUAAUGAGGUCAAUUCGAUCUUGUCGAGGUUGUCAUCAGUAGGCAUGAAGUUCGAUGAUGACACUCAGGCUGUGAUUCUGUUAUCUUCCUUGCCUGAUAGUUGGUCGGGAUUUGUGACAACGGUUACUGAAACUGCUGGAACAGGAAACUUGAAGUUUGAUCGGAUACGGGAUAGUGUUUUGGGUGAAGACAUNAAGAAAAACGAAAUUAGCGCAGUUGUUGGGAAUGCAUCUGAUGAUGAUAGUGAUGCAUUGAUACUCAGCAUGGAAAGCUAUGUUGACUCUUGGGUCAUGGAUUCUGGUGCUUCGUUUCACGCCAUGCACAGCGGUGAGGCGAUGGUGAAUCUCAAAAAGGGAGACUUUGGAAAGGUAAAGUUGGGUAACGGGAAAAUCCUUAAAGUGACAGGCAUGGGAGAUAUUGAUCUAAAAACUUCAUUUGGAACUACUUGGAGCUUACAAAAUGUCAGGGUGAUUCCAAGACUGAAGACAAAGUUGAUCUCAGUCGGACAAUUGGAUGAACAGGGACUAGACGUCAAGUUUGGUGGUGGAAUAUGGAAGGUGAUCAAAGGAAAUUUGGUUAUUGCUCGAGGCUUGAAAAGAGGAUCGUUAUACAUGGUACCAGUGACGUCUGAGGGAGUGACCAACCCGGUAAAGACAGUUAACAAAGUCGGGCUCACUGAAUCGGGCAAAACUAAGAAGGUUCAUUUUGCAAACGUGAAUCUUGGAGUUUUGGGGAUGACAGUUGAGUGUGUUCGGAGGUCUGAAUCAGGUCAGGGGUUUCGUGACAGUGGGAGCAUGGGACGUGUUCCGAGUACAGUUCUGAAACGUCGUUGGGUUUUGAGGACCAAGAAUCCGAACGUUAAAAUCUCUCCUGGGAAUAGUUUGCUGGAUUUGGAGAGUGGUAAUGGUCCUCGGUGUAUCUCUGGAUCCGGUGGAUUGUGCAAGCCGGUUGAGACAAAGGCUGUGGCGGUUACAGUCACGACUGGGUUGGAGCUCGGUGGAGCUUCAACUGUCCUUUCAGUUUUCCCUUUUGAUGAUGAUGGGAAAGAGCAUGGGCUGUUCUCACUGAGAAGGUUGGAGUUUGGGCCACCUGAGAGAAGUUUGUCAUGCAAAGGUAGCUCUAGUGAAAUGUCAUUUCGGGAAGAGAAAAAAAGCUUAUGGUUUACAGGAAAUAUUGCUAAAAGAAGGGAUAGCUCUGAAGUAUUGGAUGCUGGAGAUAGACAAAAGUCUAGUUUAAAUGCAGUUGCAUGCCGAACUGCUCAAGAUGAAGAGUCAGAAGAUUUGCUAAAUCAGCUUUUUCAUGAUUUUUUCUUAUCUGGGCAGGUUGAUGGAGUAUUUGAUAAGCUGAAACAUUCAGACCAAUUCAGAGUUAUAGCAGCUGGUUUCCUGCAGGGUUUGCAUGCUUUUGAGGUUAAGAGUUUUAAGCUUCUGCUUGCAGGACACUCGUUGCAAAUUAUCAUGGAGCACGGGGGAAAAGCUUGCUGCCAUGAGGUCCAACUGAGGGAGCUCCAAAGUAAAGUUAGUCAGAACCAUGGAACUGGGUCGGGCUCUCAUUUGCAUUUCGAAAUGCAGUUCUCUAGUGCUCUUUGGGAUCUUAUUCAGUUAGUUGGUGAAAGAGCUCGUAGAAGAACUGUUCUUUUGAUGGGCAGAGACAAUGCUGAAUUAUCAGAUCUGGAAGAACUAUUCCAUUGCCUUGAGAGAGAGUUUGGGUAUGUUUUUCACGAGGACAUGCCAGUUUCUGUUCAGAUCGAAAGAGCUUGUGAACUAUGGACGUGUGAUACUAUUUCGCACUGCCAUGAAUUACAGAAAUGAGCAGCACAUGGAGUUCUCAAGAAGAAGUACGCAAUGGGCUUUGGAAGAUUGCAGCUUUCAUGCUUCAACUGUAUAAGCAAAAAUAUCCCCUAUGAAAUGGAACUAUUAUUCAUACCUCGAAGGACUCUCCGAUGUAUUAUUCGAGGCAUAUUCUGGUGCAACCACAGCAAGGAUUGGACAUGGAGGACAUAAAGGUUUAUUGGAUGAGUAUUCAAGCAGGAAAGAUGCACUCCUGGACAGCCUUUAUCAGCAGCAAGUGAAGGACUUUGUUGAAGUGAACACCCAAACCCAGAUGGCCCCUCCUCUGUCUCUCGUCAUUCAUUGUGGUGGUGAAUGAGUUGAAAAUGACAAAAGCAAAAUCCAGUUUAAACGUAACAAGCAAAGUAAGACACAAGUGAUCGAGUGGGAAAGAUGUAAUGUAGACUUCAAUGCCCUUCUCAUGUGUAUUUAUCAGGACUUAGGAUUGCAACAAAGAAAGCAUCAACUUCAGG